This is a messenger RNA of Magnolia sinica, 2270 nucleotides long. Its product is annotated as serine/threonine/tyrosine-protein kinase HT1-like. Lineage: Eukaryota; Viridiplantae; Streptophyta; Magnoliopsida; Magnoliales; Magnoliaceae. Gene Ontology annotation, molecular function: ATP binding; protein kinase activity. The record is from RefSeq and is a predicted model, not a curated record. Gene Ontology annotation, biological process: protein phosphorylation. The transcript has 3 exons. The coding region runs from base 1118 to 2221 and encodes 367 amino acids.
CUCUGGAGGAAAACGAACAGAGGUUUCGAGCUUCUCUCGAGCUCUCGAGCACCACGUAUUUGCAUACACGUGCUCUCUUCUCUCUUUCCGUUGUGGCUAUAAAUUCCCUUACCUUUCUCUCUCUAUCUCUCGCUGGCAACAUAGAUAAAUGGAGCUCCAGCUUCAGAAAAGGAGCUCUCUUUCGAGACAUUUCUAUCUGAAAACGGCAGAGAAUUAAUUAUUCUCUUCGUUUCGCGCGAGAUUUGUGCUUGAUAUCCGAAGAAUUUGAUGUAGAAGGAGAAAUAUGAUGCUUUGUUUUUCAUUUGGUGAGGAAUGGUGCGAAUUUCUGUAGGGAUUGAGCGAGCAUCGGUUAAUCGGUUGGUAUUUUGGAAGUGAGAAGGCUGUUUUCUUGCUUGAAUUAUCAGAUCUUGGAGCGGAUGGAGGAAAUGCAGUUUUAGGAGCGGCGGAUCAGUACCUGAGAGUGGCGAAUUUGAGAAUAUCUUGAAAGCCAUGAUUUUCUUCCAUUUUCGGUGUGUCUAUGAUUUCUAGCAGAAGGAUUUGGGGUAUAAUGCUGACAUCUGGUGUUUAUGGUGGUGCAUUCUGUCAAAAUCAAGUGAACUUUGCUCGAAUGAAAGUUGUGUGAAGAGGAAAAUAUCAGGAUUCAUGGUGUUUGGACCGGUGGAUUGGGAUCUGAGGAAGAUGAAUUUUAAGAAAAAUGCAAAAAAAUGGCAGAUUUUCUCCUUUUCUUUGAUGCCUGUGUUCCCAGCAGAAGCAUUUGAGGUGGAAUGGAAAUUUAGAAACUGAGCGACAGUUUCUUGAAUGAAGGUUGUUUUAAUUUUUGAACAGAAAGCAUUUCCCCCCCUUGUUUCUCUGGUUUGAUUUCGCUAUUUUGUUCAAAUCUUUUAGUGGAUGACAGAUAUAUGGUGGUAGGAAGGGCAGAUCGGGAUCUGAGGAAGGUGAAUUUUCACAAUUACGCAAAAUGUAGGUGAAAUGGGGAAGAUUACAAGACUAUUUACUUGUACUUUGGGUUAGAUUCUAUUUAGAAUAAAAGGAUUUGGAAGAUCGGAACAGAAUUUGGGGUUUUCGGAACCUUCCUUCUACACGAAUUUGAUGCUUUUACUGAGUAGUGGUCAGGUCGAUGAAGCCAUUCUAUUGCUUUAAGCAGACUCCUAUACGUAAUCCUAUCCGUGGUCGAUCCGAACGGAGGCUUUCACUUGGAGAAAAUAAACGAAGACUUUCACUUGGAGAAUAUAAUCGAGCAGUCUCAUGGUCAAAAUACCUGGUGUCUUCGGGUGGAUCGAUCAAAGGAGAGGGAGAGGAAGAAUGGAGUGCUGAUAUGUCUCAGCUGUUCAUAGGGAGGAAGUUUGCAUUGGGACGCCACAGUCGGAUUUAUCAUGGGAUAUACAAACAGAGGGAUGUAGCGAUCAAGCUGAUAAGUCAGCCCGAGGAGGACCCAGUCUUGGCGGUUUUCUUGGAGAGGCAGUUCACUUCGGAAGUUGCUCUACUGUUUCACCUAAAGCAUCCAAAUAUAAUAACUUUUGUCGCAGCAUGCAAAAAGCCCCCAGUUUUCUGCAUCAUUACCGAGUAUUUGGCAGGGGGUUCUCUGAGACAGUAUCUCCACAGACAGGAGCCUCAUUCUCUUCCACUAGAUCUGGUUUUGAAAUUGGCGCUUGAUAUUGCACGCGGGAUGCAUUAUCUUCAUUCUCAGGGAAUUCUUCAUAGGGACCUCAAAUCAGAAAAUCUACUUCUUGGGGAAGAUAUGUGUGUGAAAGUAGCGGAUUUUGGAAUCUCAUGCUUAGAAUCUCAGUGUGGCAGUAGAGAAGGAAUCACGGGCACUUACCGAUGGAUGGCACCAGAAAUGAUCAAAGAAAAGCAUCAUACUAGGAAAGUUGAUGUAUACAGUUUUGGCAUAGUCCUUUGGGAGCUCUUAACAGCAUUGAUACCAUUCCAUGACAUGACUCCAGAACAGGCUGCUUUUGCAGUCUCCCAGAAGAAUGCUCGUCCACCUUUGCCCACCGCUUGCCCUCUGGCAUUCAGCCAUCUCAUCAGUCAGUGCUGGUCGACUAACCCAGAUAAACGGCCACAGUUUGAGGAGAUUGUUUCAGUUCUUGAAAGCUACACUGAAUCUCUUGAACAGGAUCCGACAUUUUUCUCAACCUAUAAGCCCACCCAACAUCAGACUCUCCUCCGAUGCUUCCCAAGGUGCAUCUCUGUUAGCAGGUUUGCAUCUUUAAAAACUUAGCAUCCUUUGUUACAUUACUGUAAUAUGUAAUAUGUACCAUAUUGUCCUU